Messenger RNA from Physcomitrium patens, 1431 nucleotides. RefSeq lists its product as uncharacterized. The record is from RefSeq and is a predicted model, not a curated record. Lineage: Eukaryota; Viridiplantae; Streptophyta; Bryopsida; Funariales; Funariaceae.
UCUCCAACUAAGUGGACAAGGACCUGAGUGAGGCCAUAGCCGGGGAGUACGUUGGUAGUUAGGAGAACAUGGAGGAUCGCCAGGACAGAGGACGGCGUCUUCUUCGAGGUUCUCUGCCACCCCACCGAGUACGCCAUCGCGUUUCAGCUCUCUGAAGUCUGAUCUAAACUAGUACAUCCUCUCUCACAGUUGAUGCGCCUGCAUCACGAUCAUCUCUCGAAGUUGUAUACAGUAACCCCACAGCAAGUGGUGCUGCAACGAUGGCAAUGGCAAUCCCCAUCCACCAGUUGUUCCCAUCACAAGGCUCCGAAGCAAUCUCUUGCAUGUACGACGUGGUGUUUUUUCAUGGACUGCAAAUUAAAGGAGGAGGCAGAGCUUGGGAGAGCACCUUGGUCUCUCCCUAGGCGGGUACCGAUGGACAAGAUGUGGGUUGGCCUCGUGUAUGAAGCAUUAUGGAGUAGGGAAGCGUAAGUUUGUGCUGGUUGGACACAGCCUCGGUGGCCUCGUCAUCAAGAACCUUGUAUCAAAGAUUCAUCGGCUGUCAAACAUGAGUGGUGAAAGUGCUUUGGACAGAGAUCUGCGAACAACAUGCAGGAACAGAUGCUACGAAAUUAGUCAGCUUUCUGAAACUAGUUCUGUCCAAAAUCAUAAACGAUUUUAAGCCGUUCCAAAAGAGAAAGGAGAAAUUAUCUGUGAAGUCCGUAGAUGCUUUUGGAGACAAGAGGAUGAAUAUAAUGGCCUUUACCGAGGGGAAGCCUUUGUACGGAGAAGUUAGACUUCAAAGCUAUGCGCUCAACUUCAGGGAUUUAGUGGGGUAGAAUAUCAGCAUGCUGUAUGUAAGGAGUGCAUUUGAACUUUUUGAAAUAAGCAAUGUAUGGCCAAGGCUUUGACGUGUUGUGGAAGUGGAUUUGGUGCAGAUAAUAGUGCUGGAAGCAUCAGCAAUACGUUUAUGUGGUAACCAUCACCAUCCACUGCCAGACCGCAACCACGUAGAAGUUUGUAAACCACCUUCCAAGGAGCACGCUAGCUACUUUCAUCUGAAGGACUUGAGAUUGUAUUACCAGUUGAAUCUUCAAUUGCUGACAGAACUGCACGCGCCGCAAAGGCUCGUGCCGCUGUGACUCAGAGCCCAGAAACUCCAGCGUGUUCGAACAUCUCAUCCUCGAGCAACUCCUGUAGGCGGUGCUUAUGAUGGAAUAUCUUGUUCUCCUUGUUCUUACAGAAUAACUGUAAUGCAGGUGUGAUCUCAUUGGAGGUAACGAAGCAGUAUGUAGUGUAAAGUUUAAGGUUGAUGGCUCAGUGAAACUGGUUGGUGGAAACUUUCAAGUAAACUGCAAUUGUUUUCCUGAUUGGACAUUCGGCAACUAAAAAUGAAAUAAUGAAAAGAUGAUUCUAAACAUUCAUCUGAAUCGUCUGCAGUAAGAAUUUUUA